AUGGCAAAGCCUGAUAACGAGACGGCUGUCCAAGAUGACAAGGGCGGAUACCGCCAAAUCAACAAGGCACUGAAUAUUUGCGUGUUCGAAGACUAUCUCGACAGCCAAAGGGAAAGGCUACCAGUUUUGGCUGAUGUUGAGCAACUUACACCGCGAGUACUCCGUGUGCUUGGCCAAAACCCUGGCAAGUUUACAUAUCAAGGUACAAACACAUACAUCGUUGGUACAGGGAAGCAGAGGUUGAUGAUUGACACUGGCGGCGGCGAACUGGCAUGGGCUGAGCUAAUUGAGUCUACGCUCAAGUCCAUGGACAUAAGCCUCUCUCAUGUCUUAUUGACUCACUGGCACGGCGACCAUACCGGGGGUGUGCCCGACCUUCUACGUCUCUACCCAUACCUCAAAGAUGAAAUUUACAAGAACGACCCCAACGGUACUCAACAAGAUAUUACGGACAACCAGAUCUUCGCUGUUGAAGGCGCAACAGUGCGCGCUAUACAUGUGCCAGGUCACUCGGAAGAUCACAUGUGUUUCAUUCUUGAAGAGGAGAUGGCGAUGUUCACCGGUGACAAUAUUCUUGGCCAUGGUACUAGCGUCGUGGAAGACUUAGGAACAUUCAUGGCUAGUAUGCACCGUAUGGCAGGGGAAGCCUGUAACAUCGGCUACUCAGCUCAUGGUGUUACCAUCACAGAUCUACCCGCCAAAAUAAGUACCGAACUGGAUAGUCGCUACAGACGUGAACGUCAAGUUUUAAAUGCACUGAAGAGGCUGCACUCCCAUGGCCAGAAGAGCGCAUCUGUCGGCGACGUUGUGAUGCAGAUUUACGGGACGGCAGUGACCAAGGAGACGCGCGAGCUGGCACUUGAACCGUUUAUCAAUGAAGUCUUGUGCAAACUUGCUGGAGAUCUAAAGAUUGCUUUCCAGAUUCGGGGAGGGACGAAAAAGUGGUAUUCUAUCGAGAGUGUAAAGUCACAUCCCCAGCUCCACACUCUCGGGACAUCUGGCCCUCGAUUAAUGGAUGUUUAUGCCGGGUAA
Pochonia chlamydosporia 170 is the source of this 1032-nucleotide messenger RNA. Its product is annotated as beta-lactamase-like protein. The record is from RefSeq and is a predicted model, not a curated record. The transcript is spliced from 2 exons. Gene Ontology annotation, biological process: secondary metabolite biosynthetic process. The coding region runs from base 1 to 1032 and encodes 343 amino acids. Lineage: Eukaryota; Fungi; Ascomycota; Sordariomycetes; Hypocreales; Clavicipitaceae.